This is a messenger RNA of Amblyraja radiata (thorny skate), 6342 nucleotides long. RefSeq names its product interleukin-1 receptor accessory protein-like 1. Bases 1087 to 3246 code for a protein of 719 amino acids. The transcript has 12 exons. The record is from RefSeq and is a predicted model, not a curated record. NCBI's taxonomy places the organism in Eukaryota, Metazoa, Chordata, Chondrichthyes, Rajiformes, Rajidae. Gene Ontology annotation, biological process: signal transduction; negative regulation of exocytosis.
CUUGGUCCACCCGCAGGCUUCGAAGAAACUUUUCCGAAAGACUUCACGAGGUGACGAUCUCGCUCCAGAGAAGGAGAUGUGCACAGGGAUAGUUAUUUUUUUUAUUUUUUAUGUCUUGAAUGUAAAAAGGGGGGAAAGGGAAAAAAACCAGUGAAAGAAUGAAGAGUGCAUUUAUUGUGUGAUAAGAAGCCUCUCCACUCAAGGGUGUGUGAGAUGCGCCCGGCGAGUCUUCAGUUUAUUGGAGCUGUUCUCAACGUUGCUCGGCGUCAUUGGCCUCGGGAAUCUCCAAUGGGUGGCAGUCAGGACAAAUGUGCUCAGCAGCUGCAAGUAUUUUGUCAUUGACUCGGAGUUCUGCACACAGACCUUCUCAAAAUGUAGGAUUUCUUCAUUGUUUUUCCCCCCCUGCACUCUUAAAUCUCCGGAUUGGUGAUUUGUCAACGAUUGUACGGCUUUUUUUUGGUGGCAGCUUGUUUCUGCUUUUGGGAAUUGGGAUUGUUGAGCAGCGGUGAGUGAACCGCGGGCUGGAAGACACUGUUGCACCGUGGGAUUCUCGGCGCAUUCUCGCCGUAGUUUGAGCGGAGAAGACGGAAUCUGUUAUUUUUUUGUUGCUGCUGCUGCUGCUGUUGUUGCAGCGUACAUGUGUGUGUACAUAUUUUAUUCACUGGCUUUUUUGAGCUUCUGGGGCGUGCAGCGGUACCGCGGGAUGGUCGGAGAGGAGAAUGCACCUUCCUUAUUGCCGUCGCGACGCCCAGGCGUAGAGCUUGCGGACUUGUCUCUGUAAGUCUCUCGCUGCCUCGCAGUCUGUCUCUUCCCCCCCCCCCUUCUCACACUUGGGUCGCGCUCUCUGCGACCGAGCCGGGCACUUCCAGGACAAAUAAGCCCGUGGUUUGUCGAGAGGGGAAGGCGAGUGUUUGUGGAAGUAACUGCCUGGUGAUGAAUGUGGCUCGCUUGUGAAAGGGAGGGCUUCCCGAUAUUUAAGGAUCGAGGUUGGAGGAGAGGCGCUGGAAUGAUCAGAGGUAUCGCUUACUGACAUCGGGAGCAGCGCAUCAUUUCAUCAGGCUUUUUGGCUGAAUAUCAAGCCGGAAAAUGAAAGUUCCCAUUCAGUUAAUGGUUUUCUUAUAUACAUCCACCAUUCAAAGCCUGAAGAUUGUGUCGAAACGUGGCUCAGCUGAUGGAUGCACUGACUGGUCCGUGGAUUACAAGAAGUAUCGAGUCCUUAUGGGAGAACCAGUUCGAGUGAAGUGUGCAUUAUUUUAUGGAUACAUCAGGGCCAACUACACCUUAGCUCAGAGUUCAGGACUCAACUUGAUGUGGUACAAAAGUAACGGCCAUGGGGACUUUGAAGAGCCGAUACCAUUUGAUGGAAUUCGAAUGAGCAAAGAGGAGGACUCCAUAUGGUUUCGUCCAACAGAACUACAAGACGGUGGACUGUUUUCCUGUGUAUUAAGAAAUGCCACAUACUGUAUGAAGGUUUCAAUGUCACUGAUUGUAGCUGAAAAUGAUACAGGACUUUGUUACAAUGCAAGAAUGAAAUACUUUAAAAAAGCUGAACUCAGUAAAAACAAAGAGAUUACUUGUCCAGACCUUGAAGAUUUCAUCCUCCCAGACAGUGAGUCCGUAAUAUGGUAUAAGGAAUGCCAGUCAAAGAUCUGGCGACAAACUGUUGUCCAAAAGGGGGACACUCUUCUGCUUCGUGAGGUUACAGAGGAAGAUGUUGGGAAUUACACCUGUGAACUGAAGUUUGGGAACUUUGUGGUAAGAAGAACGACAGAGUUGUCAGUAACGGCUCCAAUAACAGACAAACCACCCAAGUUACUCUAUCCUCUCGAAAACAGGAUAAACCCUGUGGAAGCACAGCUUGGCAUCAUUGCCAAUCUCACUUGCAGAGCCUUCUUUGGCUACGGUGGAGAGGUCAGCCCCAUCAUUUACUGGAUGAAGGGAGAGAAAUUUAUUGAAGACCUUGAUGAUGACCACGCCAGCGAAAGCGACAUGAGAAUUCUUCAGGAGCAUCUUGGGGAGAAGGAAGUUUCUAUUUCUCUACUGAUCGAUUCUGUGCAGGAUGGGGACCUGGGAAACUAUUCUUGCUAUGUUGAAAAUGGGAAUGGGCGAAGACAAGCAACCAUUCUUCUUCAGAAGAGGGAGCUGAUGUACACUGUGGAACUUGCAGGAGGACUGGGUGCUAUCCUUCUACUGCUGAUCUGCUUGGUCACUGUGUACAAAUGUUAUAAGAUAGAUAUGAUGCUAUUUUAUCGCAAUCAUUUUGGAUCCGAUGACAUUGAUGCAGAGAAUAAAGACUACGAUGCAUACCUGUCAUACACCAAAGUGGAUCCUGACCAGUGGAGUCAAGAAACUACAGAAGAAGAACGGUUUGCUCUGGAGAUUCUACCAGAUGUGUUGGAGAAACAUUAUGGGUACAAACUGUUCAUCCCCGACAGGGAUUUGAUUCCAACUGGAAUAUGGGCUGAGUCGCAAUCCUGUGCUACACAACACUCUCUGUGCCCCACUAUAAUCGGAUAUGAGAACACAUAUGUUGAAGAUGUGGCACGAUGCAUUGAUCAAAGCAAGAGACUAAUUAUCGUUCUGACCCCAAACUAUGUCAUCAGGAGAGGUUGGAGUAUCUUUGAACUGGAAAACAGACUGCGCAAUAUGUUAGUCACGGGUGAAAUUAAAGUGAUACUCAUCGAAUGCAGUGAACUACGGGGAAUUAUAAACUAUCAGGAGAUCGAGGCUCUCAAAGACACGAUCAAACUACUCACGGUGAUCAAAUGGAAUGGACCCAAGUGCAACAAACUGGAUUCCAAGUUCUGGAAACGUUUACAGUAUGAGAUGCCCUUUAAGAGGAUAGAGCCGAUCUCCAACGAGCAGGUUUUGGAUGCGAGUGAGCAGGGCCCGUUUGGGGAACUGCAGACUGUGUCUGCCAUCUCCAUGGCAGCAGCGACCUCCACUGCUCUGGCCACCGCCCAUCCGGACCUGCGCUCCACCUUCCACAACACCUACCACACGCAGAUGCGGCACAAGCAUUACUAUCGGAGUUACGAGUACGACGUACCUCCCACUAGCGGCAUCAUGCCCUUUACCUCACUGGGUAAUCAACACACAUACUGCAACAUCCCCAUGACACUCAUCAAUGGCCAGAGGCCCCACAACAAAACAAACAAGGAGCAAACUCCGGAUGAGGUUCACACAAACAGUGCAGUUUUACCACUUCUGCCAAGGGAGACCAGUGUGUCCAGUAUCAUUUGGUAACAACUAAUGGGGAAGUUUGAUCCUCAUCAGGUUACACAGUCUGGUGCCUGGGACCAUGGCCUUGACUGCUGCUGUUAUACAAAAAAGAAAUAUGAAAACACAGGGUCUUGUAGAUAAAUAAUUUGUAACAUCAGAGUCUUCCUGUUCUAUUCUUGCCUCUCACUAUUACAUUUCUGAUUGUUUUCUAUGUUCUAUGUUAUUAGAACUGAUAUUGGAAUUUUUAAGAGGACGGCAAGCAUAUCCAUGUCACAUAAAGAAAAAAAAUAGACAUGCUUUUUUCAUUAUUGAUGUAGAUGGAAAUGGCUUGGUUUUGACAUUUUACUGGGAUGCCUUUGCAAGGUUGUGUGAUAAAAUGUGAGGUUUUUUUUUCCAGUUUUCAUUCCAGAUAAAGGGUCAUUAACUUGACACAGUCAAGUUUCCUGAAAUGUGAUUUGCUGAGGGUGUGUGCAUUAUUACAUUACUUAUUAAGUCGUAGACAUUAUAUAUCAAAGACACUGAACUCUAAAGUGUAUAUGGUAGGUGAUGUUCUUACUUCAGUAUCCGAACAGGCCAGUCUGAAGUACACCUUCAUUCACAGAUACUCACUGAAAGGACAUACUGAUCAUUAUUGCUGAUGAAAAAUUAUUAAGUAGAAGCUUAAGAGAUGAAGUAGAUAUAGUCCUAGCGCAAACCAUUGAAAGUCUCAAGAUAAUCAUAUUUUCUUAAUAAAUUCCUAUUAUACUUUCAGAUAUCUAUCAUGACUAGUGUUUAAAAAAGGAUCUACUGGCAAAAUGAGCUCAUAAUAAUGACUAACAUAGAAGACAUGAUACAACUAUUUAGGAGGAAAAUUAUGCCCUUGUACAAGAGUAAAUUAGCCUUCCAAAACAUUUAUUGUGCAAAGUUACAUUGCACUUUUCACAGGAAAAUGCACUUGAUGAAAGCUUUUUAACUUUGGCAUCAGUGCUCAAUGCCCAGGAAACAAAUGAGAACAAGUAUAGUAAAUGCCUAUUUUUUGCUUAAAAGCUUUGUCUAAAGAUGGUUAGGGCCAUUUCUACCUCUAAAAUAAUAAAUGGUAUUACAGAAGAAGAAAACUUGAUUUUUUUUUAAUGUUUUUGCUACAGCUGUUACUGUUAAUUUUGAAGUAGUCAUAUUACUCUGAGAAUGAGAGCAACAUCUUUUUACUGUGUUUCCACACGGCAAAAUAUUUGGCCUUAGUUUUCAUUUUAUUUCUUUGUGGGUCAGUGUGAUAGUAUGUUUAAUUCCUCAAUUCACGAUAUACAUCAUUUUGUUACAUGGAGUCCACGAGCAACAUCCCACUGGCUUGUUCAGUGUUUUUAAAUUAAAACUAUUUUUUGCCAAAUGUUGUUGUCAACUUCAUUCGUUCCCCACAGAUAGAUUUCUGUCCUUGGUGAAAAGGUUCCUGCAGAGGGUUGGAAUGUUUUAAUUUGUUUCAUGUUUAUGACUUGUUGUUUUAAUUUAUCAUCAAAAGAAACAAUAUAUUUGUCUCCGCAGCAUUUUCGUUUAUUGUGUCUUCACAGUCUAAAUACCAAAAAGCAUGGUAAUGUCCUCUCAUCGCAUGCUCUCUUUAUGGUGGGCUCUGUUCUUCGCAAUCUCAGCAUGCAUUCCUUGAUAUAGACAAUCAGUAGCUCUUAAUAAUUCUUCUGGUGACACAAAGUUGGUAAUUAGAAUUGGGUUUGCCAGCAAUGAUAUUUGUAGCAAAAUCAGAUUCCUAUUUGGAGGAAGGAAUGUGAACAUGUGUACGGUUCAACCCAAAAGACUCCAUGGUGAAAGAGAUACAUUCUUCAACUUUUCGAAUUUAUAAUAUAAAAAUGAAACAGCGCCAUUUGUUCUGCAUAACUAGCAUGUCACGAUUGCUUAUGUAUUUGAAAAGUAAAGACACACAGAUUGCAAUGAUUCCAACAAGAUUCCUAUUUCAUUUUCCCAUUAUUUUUAUUUUCUUCUGUUAUUACCCCUUCAUUCAAUGCAGCAUCUGAAUAUUAAAGGAAUGUCUUUUCUCCAACGUUGUAGAUAAUAUCUGGUUGAGUGUGGUAGAAGGCUCAUUCAGUGUACCAUGCAAGGAACGUUGAACUCAGCAUGCAUCUUGUUUGUUGGGGGAUAACCUGCACAGGGGACCAUUGAUAUACAUUCCUGCAGAAUACAUUAAGAUGAGAUGAUACUCAAUUGGAGAAGGCCUAAUUUUCUUCAAGGAAUUUGGCCUUGGAGAUUGACAUAUAAAAUAUGAAUGAUGGUUGGACACAUGCCGAGACAAGAGGUUCCAGGACAGAGUAGAAACAUGCACACGGGUGUAAAGAAAAAUGUUUAAAGUGAAAACUCCUUGAAUGAUUAAAGAUGUAGAGAUUAACAUUUAACAUGAAAAGGGGAAUUACGAUAAACCUCAGGUUCACAGUUCCAAGCUGAAUCCAAAAAGUACAGAGGAAAACUGGAGAAGGAAAUAAAGAUUGGCAAAGAGAGUAUAUAGAUGAAUAUACAUUUGUUCUUUUUACAAAUACCAAAUUGGCAGAAGAUCAGUCCAUUUAGGAAUCUCUGAGUUUUAUUUUGAAGAUUGUGGUGGCGAACUAGUGUUCUGAAACUGUCUGCAGUAAAAAAAAUAGGUCAUUGCCAAAACAAGCCUGAAUGAGGAAGUACAGAAAUUGACAGGAAUGAAAAUGAACAGGAGAUGGUGCUCAAGAUUUAUUCACACCCUAAUGGAAAGUAUCUUAUUUUGGUAAAGGGAGUUCAAAAGACUGGCAAUAAUCUUGCAAUCCCCUUAACAAAUCAUAAUCAGAUCAGAUGAAUGAAGCCAUAUGCAUUACAGAUUGCUCAAAAAAUUGUAUUUGGAAAAUCCCAACCAUUACAGACUAGUUAGCCUGAUAGUGCUGGCCACAUUUUAAAGAUUACUCUGGGUCAAAAUAAUUUGGCACUUGGAAAACAUGAGUAAGUGACUGAAAGUUAGCAGCAAUUUCUGUUCUUUAGAAGGUUGAUGGGGGACCUUAUUGAAACUUACAAAAUAAUGAAAGGCAUAGAGUGGAUGUGGAGAGGAUGUUUCCACUGGUGGGAGCGUCUAGGAGCAGAGGUCAUAGCCUUAGAAUUAAAUAGUGUUCUUUUAAAAAAGAUGUA